AUGGUCAUAAUGAACGACCUGCAAGUCCACCCAUCGCGGAAAAUAUUGCUGGUAGUCACCACUGGGGGCUUUACUCAUGCAGCACCUGUGUUGGAGAUUGGAAGAGUCCUCGCUGAACGUGGUCACACCAUUGAAUUCGCAACUCUGGAAGGCCAAGAGCACUGGAUUAAGGCAACCGAGUACAGAUUCAUUGAGAAAAUUCAUCCACUAGGCCCCGGACCAUCUCAUGAGCAGUAUGAUGAUCACUAUCGUCGCAUGCAAUCAUGGGAUAUCUCCAAGGGCAUUAGUGCAGCCAUGGAAUCCAAAUAUCUCUUCGAUUCCUUCUGGCCUCAGACCUAUCACCGCUUGAAAGAUAUAAUGAAUAAUCCAGUCACUCGCCCUGCGUUUAUCAUCGCUGACUUCUUUGUCGAGGCUGCCCACGACAUCCAUGUGGAGUAUAACCUGCCUAUUGCCAUUGUAUCUCCCACGAUGCCUGCCUUGCAGAUGCCAUGCUCUUAUAUCCCGGGCCAACCUGGCUUCCAACUUCCGGGAGUAUUGACCUCAGAGGACACCCCUAUGUGGCUGCGUAUGAAGAGUGAGCUUUUCUUAUUGCCGGAUAUACUCUCUAUUAUUCGAUUUGGGAUUCGAACGAAGAAGAUGCGCCAGGAUAACGGCGUCUUUCGACCGCUUCAUAAGCCUAAAAAGCCAGAUUAUCUGGUCUUUAUCAACUCAUUCAUUGGCUUAGAGAUUCCUCGAGAUCUACCCCCCACUUGCGCCCCUGUGGGUCCCAUACUUAGUCCCAUCUAUUCUCCAUUAGACGAGCAAUGUGGUUUCUUCCUAGAGCGCCAUAGGUCCGUUCUCUAUAUUGCCCUUGGCACACAUAUCAUAUUGCCCCAUGUGGACGCUAUAAAGAUAAUACACGGCGUUUCUCGAUUGAUGAACGAAGGGCUGCUUGACGGUAUAAUUUGGGCAAUGGGCAAGACUUGCCGAAUAGACAUUGAUCGCAGCGCAUCAUUAGACAUUGAAUUUGGCGACUCGAUAAAAUGCGUAUCUUUAGGAGACCUACUCGACAACAAGCAUCCCGACUGGAUCUUCCCAUUUUUCGCUCCUCAACGUGCAAUACUUAAUCACGAUUCCACCAAGUUAUACUUCACCCACGGAGGAGGAUCCAGCGCAAAUGAAGCCCUCUACCACGGGAAGCCCAUGCUCUCAAUGGGUAUCUUCUCCGAUCAGAUCGCAAACACUACACGCCUCGUUGCUGGGGGCGUUGCCGAGUCAUUGAGUAAGUUAGGUUUUACAGCUGAUGAGCUGUACGCCAAGGCAAAGAAGAUCCUGAGCCCAGAAGGGCCUAAUCCAGGAGAUGAUUCAUAUACACGGAAUGUAUUGCGCUUAAAGCGCAUUGCUCACGUCGCUUCUCGCCGCAAGUAUUAUGCUGCAGAUUUGAUCGAGGAGCUCAUGUAUGAUAAUGAACUACGAUUCAAGGACAGGAAGGAGCUGCGACCUAUGCAUCUGCAGACUGCUGAUAUGCGAAUGCCCUGGUACAAGGCUAGCAACAUGGACAUGUAUGCUAUCGGUGGACUUGCUUUCUCGAUGGUAGCUGGAUUUUCAUGGUUAACAGGCUAUUAUGGGUGGAAGUAUUGGAGUCUAGGCCGGGCUACAGAUCUAUAG
Messenger RNA from Penicillium taxi, 1647 nucleotides. RefSeq names its product glycosyltransferase. Lineage: Eukaryota; Fungi; Ascomycota; Eurotiomycetes; Eurotiales; Aspergillaceae. The coding region runs from base 1 to 1647 and encodes 548 amino acids. The transcript has 3 exons. The record is from RefSeq and is a predicted model, not a curated record. Gene Ontology annotation, molecular function: UDP-glycosyltransferase activity.